This is a messenger RNA of Marchantia polymorpha subsp. ruderalis, 2459 nucleotides long. Lineage: Eukaryota; Viridiplantae; Streptophyta; Marchantiopsida; Marchantiales; Marchantiaceae. The record is from the annotation of a GenBank genome assembly.
GCAGCAAGCAGCAGCAAGCAGCAUCCGCUCGUCCCCCUUCCCCUGCUCCCUUGGGCCUCCCCUCCCUUAGUGCCCCUCGCAUUCCGUUGCUUUCCUGUGCUCGCUGUGCAGUGCAUGAGCUGCAGCUAUGCCGUGCUCAUGGCCACAGCCAACAUUGUCUUCCUGACACCAGGUCCCCACGCCGCUGCGUUCGUCACAUCGCCCACCGCUGCCUCGCCCACGCAUUCUCCGCGCCUUUCUUUCGCCUGGAGGAGCUGCGCCGCGUCGUCGUCGUCCGCUUCUUUUUCAUCGCCCGGUGGGUCUUGCUGCUGCAUCAAUUCCGGUGUGGGCAGCUCCGGGAGAGCGCAGGAUUGGGAUUGCGAAGCUGCGCGCGGAUUGGCCAGGCGCUCGAGCAGGGUCGGGAGCUUCAGGAGGGCGGGUGAGGCCUCCGUUGUGCGGGAUUUGGUUUCGGGUGCAUCUGGAGAGAAUUUGGACUCGCAGGCAUGGAGUCGAGCCAAUGUGGGCUCCUUGAGCCGCAGGAGCAGGCCCAGGAGUGGCAGAAUUAUGUGCAUGGCUGCCACAGACGAGGCGGUGAAGGCGAAAGAAAAUGCGCAGCAGAAAAGAGAUUCUGCCGAGGAAGUGGCAGUGUCUCAAUUGUUGGGACAGAAAUUGGCUAGAGAAGAGGAAAUUUUGAGAGUAGUCAAUGACGAUGAGGAGGUUGUGAACUCAGCGGGAACUUCUGGAAGUAGUAAUGGACCUCUUGCGAUGGCCGAAUCUUCGGACAAUGUGGAGACCGGGAGCAUUGGGGUGUCCAUUAGUCCCUCCACUAUUUUGUUCCAAAGGAGCAAAGAAGAGAGCCAGAUUGUAAGAACAGCGUGGGAGAAGCUCGUACGCUGGUCCAAAUCAUGGCAGCUGCUGCAAGCGCGGCGUCAGGCCAAUGCUCUCCAAAGCACUAAGAAGGUUGUAAUACUUGGAGGAGGCUCUUUUGGCACAGCUAUGGCUGUCCUGUUAGCACGUAACAAGGCUGAAAUGGAAGUCACGCUCUUGCUCAGAGACGAGGCCGUGUGUCACUCCAUCAACGAAGAGCACGUAAAUUCAAAAUACUUUCCUAGACAUCAACUUCCGUCCAACGUGAGAGCUACCACAGAUCCUAAAGCUGCUCUAGAAGGGGCUCAGUACUGCAUACACGCUGUACCUGUGCAGAACAGCGCAUCAUUUUUAAGAAGCAUAUCAGAGUUCGUACCUCCAACUUUACCUAUUGUCUCUGUGAGUAAGGGUUUGGAGCUCUCUACAAUGGAAAUGAUGUCACAAGUUAUCCCACGAGCUCUUGGAAAUCCACGCCAGCCCUUAUGUGUACUAUCUGGACCAUCAUUCUCGAUUGAGCUGAUGGAUGAGCUACCAACGGCAUUGGUUGCUGCCUCGAAGGAUAAAGACUUAGCAAGAGCUGCUCAACAGCUACUUGCUUCUCGAUAUCUAAGAGUCAACACUUCCAGUGAUGUCGUAGGAGUUGAAAUGGCCGGGGCUUUGAAGAACGUGCUUGCUAUUGCCGCUGGAAUUGUGGAGGGUAUGCAGCUUGGUAACAACUGCAUGGCAGCACUUGUAGCACAAGGUUGUGCAGAAAUUCGGUGGCUUGCAGAGAAGAUGGGAGCAAAAUCUGCAACUCUGGCAGGCUUGUCAGGAACAGGAGACAUUAUGCUCACAUGUUUUGUAAAGCUAUCUAGAAAUAGAUCCGUCGGAGUGAGACUUGGUGCAGGGGAGAAACUCGAGGAUAUUCUUGCGUCCAUGAAUCAGGUAGCUGAAGGUGUGGCUACAGCAGGAGCAGUUAUCGCUCUGGCACGAAAAUACCGUGUUCAAAUGCCUGUUCUGACAGCGGUUGCUAGGAUUUUGGAGAAUGAACUCACGCCGAAGAAAGCAGUCCUUGCACUGAUGAGUCUUCCACAGGUGGAGGAAGUCUGAUUUGUAUGGACACACCCAUGAAAGGACUCCGGAGAAAGAAAGAAGGAUAAGUUAUGAUUCCAGAGACUAGUUUGUUGUUGUCAUGCGAAACGGUCAGAUACGUGGGAUAUGAUUAUCACCAACAGUAGAUUUUCAACCUCAAUUGGAAGCACGAGGAGAGAACUUGAGGGUUUCUUCGGAAAUUUUUACGAAUCUGAGGAUGUCCCUCAUCAAGUGCCAAUUACAACUUUGUCCUUGUAGUUGGGUUCAGACAGUUUUAGGGGUGAACCGAUUAGACAGUCUUUCUUUCUCUGAGGGUGUUUGGAGUUUGAUCCCAUCCCAGCUUUCCUUCUCUCAAGCAGGUAGAGUGCUUUGUACUUUUUCGGAGAUUCUCUACACAUCUAGACGAAUAGUCAAACUAGUCUUUUUCGAGGACAGUAUGUAUUUGAUCGCCUUAUGGAAGAGUCGAUCACAUGUAUCAUUAUUAGCUGAAGGAGAGUACACACAUGUUCUUCCGCUCCAUCUCCACGUGCAUGGAUUCUUUC